CUUGUUUGUUUGAAGUGCUGCAGAUGGGCAGGAGUAGUUCUCACGCAGCGCGGUGCUGGCACAGAGACAGAAAGAGAGGAGGGCUGUAGGUGCCGAGGAGCAGUCAUUCCUGAACGCAGCGUGCUGCAGAUCUGGGUUAGACCAUCGCUGUGGAAAGGGAAUCUAUCAGAUGUAUCUGCUGGAGGUACAGGACAAGUCUCCCGGGGCGGGGUGAAUCCUGGGGCAGACAACCGCUUGGGCGAGGGGAGAAACGAGAGGGAGACGCUCAGCUGGGCAGCCUGGGCAGAGCCGGGAGGCCGAAUCUUGAGGACGCCUGCUCCUCCACCGGCAGGCCUGACUCUUUCCGACCGGCGGGUCUUCCAGACAGAGAUUCAAAGAACCUGAGGCUGGAGCCUACCUCUCCUGCUGACUGUGAAUGAAGACUGCAAUAUGCUCUGAUGCAAGUCCAUCUGCUCUUGAACUUUACAAAUACCUUUAAAAAGAUCUAUCUAGUAGUGUUUUUCCUUCAAAGUUUCCAACACUGUUCCUGAAGACUUGAAAGGGGUAUUAUUCACGUGUUUUAGAUGAAGACAGCUGAAUUAUCCAUGUGUUUCUGUUGAUGAUAAUUGAAUUGUCAAGAUAACAACUGUUUUGAGAAUGGCCAGUUUUCUCCAAGAGAUGAGCACGUGGAUGGACCUGCGGGAAGAUCCAGUGCUCAUCAGGGAUUUCACAGAGCACAACAGGCCCUGAAAUGUAGGAAGGAGACGAAAUUUGCACAAAUGAAGAGGAACCCAGCAGUAAAAAUUCUCCCUAAAAUUCCUUCAGAGCUGUGAAGAAGAUGAAGAGUUCUGAUGAGAGUUCAUUCUAAAAGAUAUCAUGGCUACGGAUGUCUGAAACAACAACCACCAAUGAAGAGAACAGGAAACCUCCUCUGAAUGGGAGACGAGCCCUUCCAUCAAGCAACUCCAAUGAUGAAGAAAAUGAGGUCCCUGAAAUGGAGGCUUUUGGAUUGAUACCUAGAGGAUUUAAUCCAAAAGAUUACCUGCGUGUUGUGGACAUUAAUAUGUUCAAGGAGCCCCAUGAGAUUAACAAGCAGCAGCACCACACUGACAAGUAUUACAGCCCCAAGCUGAUAGUGCGUCGGGGACAGCCUUUCCAAAUCCAGAUUGACUUCAACCGACCCUACAAGCCAGAGACAGACCAAUUCUGGCUGGAGUAUUUGAUAGGUCGCUACCCACAGCAAAACAGAGGCACCUACAUCCCAGUCCUAGUAGGUGAUGUGCUGAAACCCGGUGAGUGGGGAGCCAAGAUUACUCACAGGGAGAACAAGUCCAUUCGCCUGUCCAUCAUGUCCUCUGCCACCUGCAUCAUCGGGAAGUUUCGCCUGUACGUUGCUGUCUGGACUCCCUUUGGCAUCCUCCGGACACACAGAAAUGCAGCCAUUGACACUUACAUCCUCUUCAAUCCCUGGUGCCAGCAGGAUGCUGUGUAUCUGGAUGACGAGAAGGAAAGGGAAGAAUACAUCCUGAAUGAUGUUGGCAUUAUUUUCCAUGGAAACAUCAACGAAAUAAAAUUAAGAAGCUGGAGUUAUGGUCAGUUUGAAGAAAACAUUCUGGAUGCUUGCCUGUUCCUGAUGGACAAGGCAGAGCUGGAGCUCUCUGGACGUGGAAACCCAAUCAAAAUCUGCCGUGUUGCUUCUGCAGUGAUUAACUCCAGGGAUGACAAUGGUGUGAUUGCUGGAUCCUGGGACAAUACAUACACUAAUGGGGUCCCACCUUCAGCCUGGACGGGAAGCGUGGACAUUCUCUUGGAGUAUUACAGUUCUAAGCAACCGGUGCGAUAUGGCCAGUGCUGGGUCUUUGCUGGUGUCUUCAACACAUUUUUGAGGUGCCUGGGGAUACCUGCAAGACUUGUUACCACCUAUUCUUCUGCCCAUGAUAACAAUGCCAAUUUACAGUUGGACAUCAUUCUGGAUGACGAAGGGAAAGUGGACACCAAACUUACAAAAGACUCUAUCUGGAACUAUCAUUGCUGGAAUGAAGCUUGGAUGACCAGACCUGAUCUUCCUGUUGGUUUUGGAGGAUGGCAGGUUGUUGAUGGGACACCCCAAGAAACCAGUGAUGGUAUGUACAGGUGUGGCCCAGCUUCAGUUCAAGCCAUUAAACAUGGUCAUGUUUGCUUCCAAUUUGAUGCUCCUUUUGUCUAUGCUGAGGUGAAUAGUGAUGUUGUUUACUCAAGAAGGGAGAAAAAUGGAACCCAAGUGAUAGAAAAAAUCGACAAAACCCAUAUUGGACAGUUGAUUGUGACCAAGGAAGUUGGGGGUGAUGGAAUGCUGGAGAUUACUGAUGAGUACAAGUUCCAAGAAGGCUCAGACGAGGAGAGACUGGCUCUUGAGACAGCUGUCAUGUACGGCAUUAAAAAGCAAACUACCCAGGAUACCAUGUAUCACCCACAGACAGAUGUUGACAUGGACUUCCAAGUGCAAAAAGCAGUCCUUGGCAGUGACUUUAAAGUCACUAUAACUUUCAGGAACAGAAGCCGCAACUACUACACUGUGACUACAUACCUGUCAGGCAACAUAGUGUUUUAUACAGGAGUCGCAAAAAAUGAAUUCAAGAAACACUCUUUCAGUGCAAAACUGGAACCCUAUUCAUCUAACGCUUUUGAUGUUGUGAUCAAAUCGAGUGAGUACCUGAGUGACCUGCUGGACCAAGCCUCCUUUCAUUUCUUUGUGACGGCCCGGAUCAAUGAAACAGGGAAGAUUCUAGCCAUGCAGAAGGCAACGGUCCUGGAAAUUCCUGCCCUGAGGAUCAAGACCCAAGGUGAGAUGGUAGCUGGUAAAGAAAUGCUUGUGACUGUGGAAUUCACCAAUCCUCUGAAACAAGCCCUGGAGAACGUCACAGUCCGCCUCGAGGGACCUGGUGUGCUGAGAACAAUGAAAAAGGAGUUCAGGCGAAUCCCAAUGAACUCUUCCUUCAUCUGGGAAGUAAAAUGCAUCCCCAGACGACCAGGGUCACAAAAGCUGAUUGCAAGCCUGAAUUGUGAUGCUUUGAGGCAUGUGUACGGUGAGCUGAACAUCCAGAUUCAGAAACCAUGAACCAAGAUGCUGCCUUCUUUUCUCAUUUAAUUGUAUUUCAAAAUAUCACAUUGGGGGUGGAGGGGGAAGAGGUACAAAUCUGCUUAUUAUUGUUUUGGUCAUCCUUGUGCUGAACAAAAUUUGAUAAAGUAAUUGGUAACAGUUGGGAAAGCAUGAAAAAACACCUGGGUACUGAAUGAUUUAAAAUUAGGUACAUGUCACUCAAGGCAAUUCUAGGCCAUAAUAUUCCUAUAUUUCAUUUGUAUUUAUGGUCUUUUGCAUUACUGCUGCAAGGAAAUCUGGAAAGUUCCAUUCACCAAAGUAGUCUGAACUUUUAUUUUAAUUAAGGCCUGGUAUUUCACUGAAAAAGAAAAAA
Apus apus (common swift) is the source of this 3431-nucleotide messenger RNA. RefSeq names its product coagulation factor XIII A chain (gene F13A1). The coding region runs from base 866 to 3076 and encodes 736 amino acids. The transcript is spliced from 17 exons. Gene Ontology annotation, molecular function: protein-glutamine gamma-glutamyltransferase activity. The record is from RefSeq and is a predicted model, not a curated record. Gene Ontology annotation, biological process: blood coagulation, fibrin clot formation; peptide cross-linking. NCBI's taxonomy places the organism in Eukaryota, Metazoa, Chordata, Aves, Apodiformes, Apodidae.